AUGAGGUGGGCAGUGGGCUUGAAGCCCCACCGGCGAAGAAGGCGAAGCCAUCGCACCCGCAGGACGACGCCUCCGAGGAGGUUGGACCGUCUCAGCGCGCUCGAUGACGGCAUCGUCCGCGAGAUCCUCGCGCGCCUCCCGCUCCGCGACGACGCGGUCACCACCGCGCUGUCCAGCCGCUGGCCCCGCGUCUUCUCCACGCUCCCGCGGCUCCGCCUCGGCCCGACCACGUUCAACAGCCGCGCCUCCCUCGACAUCGGCUACUGCGACGACGACGACCGCUGGGUCGACGCCCUGGACCGCGUCCUCGACGGCCGCCUCUCGCCGGUCGCCGCGUUCGAGGUCGACGCCGACAUGGACCUCCUGGAGGGCUACGACGACUGGUUCUACUCCUUCUUCCGCACGCUCUGCCGGAGCGGCGGCCUGCAGGAGCUCGCGGUGCGGAACAAGCACGUCCACGAGUGCUACGUCGUGCCCUCCCCGGUGUACGCCUGCGCGACGCUCACCUCGCUCGAGCUCGACGCGUGCCACCUCCGCGUGCCGGGCAAGCUCACCGGCCUGCGCGCCGUGCGCUCGCUCGUGCUCCUCCGCGUCGUCGCCACGGACGUCGGCCUCCGGCGCGUCGUCUCGCGUUGCCGGGCCGUGGAGCGGCUCGUGCUCGACGACUGCCACCGGGUGCGGAACGUCGUGAUCCGCGGGUCAAGCCUCAAGCAGCUGGAGAUCCACUCGUACCGUCCGCUCUGCGUCGCGCUGAAGAAGGCGCCUCACCUGGAGUCGGCGAAGCUGAGCCUCGGCUACGGCGUCGCCGAAGUUUCUUGGAGCAUCUACAACAACUCCGAUAGCGAGAUCGAAAGCAAGCGCGGAAGUCUUCAGCUGUAUGAGUUCGAGGCGCAGGAGAGGCGGGAGCAGAGGAAGACGGACGAGGCUACGAACAUGGUGACAUUUCUCAGCGGAUUGAACUGUGCCAAAGAGCUGUAUUUGUACUUGCCAUAUGAGUACGCCAAGGUCAGUGCUUUGCAAUUGCAGGUUGUAGCUAUGCUUCACCAGAAGCUCGUCUCACCUUAUGAUUUUUGA
Oryza sativa Japonica Group (Japanese rice) is the source of this 1074-nucleotide messenger RNA. Its product is annotated as F-box/FBD/LRR-repeat protein At5g56420-like. NCBI's taxonomy places the organism in Eukaryota, Viridiplantae, Streptophyta, Magnoliopsida, Poales, Poaceae. The record is from RefSeq and is a predicted model, not a curated record. Gene Ontology annotation, molecular function: protein binding.